Molecule: messenger RNA, 3871 nt
Organism: Asterias rubens (European starfish)
Lineage: Eukaryota; Metazoa; Echinodermata; Asteroidea; Forcipulatida; Asteriidae
Exons: 15
Coding region: 320-3031 (903 amino acids)
Source: RefSeq, a predicted model, not a curated record
UUAAACCUGUAAAAUAGUUGUUUUCGUAGCCAUUUUGUUUGUUAAGUAAGAAAGAAAACGAUAGUGGAACCAAUACUCACUCUUUUAUAAGGUAAAUGCAUGUUUGCAUGUUUGCAAAAUGUAAGAACUUCACCUUUUCUGGCUUGAACAGAUGUCAAUUUUUGUUUCGAACCAUCAGUUUUGCUCAGUUGUGUUUUCUCAGUGUACUGUUGAGUGACGAGAUGUUUUUGAUUGUCAUGAAUUAAAACAACCUUUUACAAAAUACCUAAGUGAGCUGUGAUCCAACAACGUUUUCACAGUGUCAAUAUUAUUCAAAAAAAUGGGAGGCGCAAUUACCGAGAAGUUCGCAGUCUUGAUAGUUGUUGGAAUUAUGUUUCAAGAUGCUAUUUCUUCUGGGACCAUCAUGAUAGACAUGCCACCAGUCGUCUCAGUUUUUGAAGGUGAAGACGUAGCAUUAGAAUGCAAGGCUCGGUAUGCCAAUGGUACAUUGAUUCCAUUCUGUGAUGGGCUACAUGGCUUUAUACUGAAAUGGACAUUAGUUUAUAGGGUGGAAAACAUGCCAGGUGAUGAAAUUGCACGAUGUGGUAGAGUGGCAUCGUUCAAGAACAAGACUGUGGAGUUUAAUCAAGACAAUGGUAAUCUAAUAAUAUUGAAUAUAGGCCUUGCAGAUGAAGCCGUGGUUCGGUGUGAAGUGGUGGGAGAAAUCGGCCAUUAUUCAAAAGAGACACAAGUAAGAGUGAGAAAGGUCAACUUUGCUGUUCAGACUGAUGGAAAACUUACUCCGGGAGCAGGGGAGAACGCCACUUUACCGUGCUCUGUGAUCGACAGCGGCACAACUGAAAAGAGGAACUUCACCUUUGAGUGGUCACUCAACGGCACCAUACUGCAGUCUUGCGAUCCAUCAGGCGAGGUAUUUUAUUCCGUCGACCAGACGGGAAAGUACGGGCUUCAUCACGGCAAGACAAGCUGUAAUCUUACGAUUCUAAACUUGAGCUUGAAGGACGAAGGAAGAUACCAAUGUGACGUUCAUGACUCCUCCUACAACCAGUCCAGCUACAAUUAUACAACAAUUGGCUUCGGGGAUCAGCCGGCAUCGAUCACAACAUUGCCAGCAACAACAGACUUGAACAAAGGUCAAUCCACGGCCAUAAGCAGUUUGACACUGAAAACGGGACAAGGGUCUGGAGCUACUCCGUUGGAUACCAUUUCUCGGAAAGACAUUGUUUUGAUCACAGCGGUGUCAUCCGGACUUGUACUGGUCGCAAUAAGCCUGCUGGUUGUCGCAUCCAGGCUUCGUAAAGAUCGUCAUUCUGCUGUCCAGAUCAACCAAACCAAUGAUGCGAACAGAGCUACUGUGACCUUCAGACAAGCUCCCUCACCAGGAAGCAUUCAAAUUGGACCCAAUCUGUUAAGCAGAUUUGAACAACAAGAUGCUAUUUCUUCUGGGACCAUCAUGAUAGACAUGCCACCAGUCGUCUCAGUUUUUGAAGGUGAAGACGUAGCAUUAGAAUGCAAGGCUCGGUAUGCCAAUGGUACAUUGAUUCCAUUCUGUGAUGGGCUACAUGGCUUUAUACUGAAAUGGACAUUAGUUUAUAGGGUGGAAAACAUGCCAGGUGAUGAAAUUGCACGAUGUGGUAGAGUGGCAUCGUUCAAGAACAAGACUGUGGAGUUUAAUCAAGACAAUGGUAAUCUAAUAAUAUUGAAUAUAGGCCUUGCAGAUGAAGCCGUGGUUCGGUGUGAAGUGGUGGGAGAAAUCGGCCAUUAUUCAAAAGAGACACAAGUAAGAGUGAGAAAGGGUGGCGUCUCUUUUGGGACCAUCAUGAUAGACAUGCCACCAGUCGUCUCAGUUUUUGAAGGUGAAGACGUAGAGUUAGAAUGCAAGGCUCGGUUUGCAAAUGGUCCAUUGAUCCCACCGUGUGAUGAGCGAGAUUACGUCACAUUUAAAUGGAUAUUUCUUAAAGACAACAUGGAAGGUGUUUACAUUGCUGGAUGUAAUGUUGUUACGUCGUUCAGGAACAAGACUGUGGAGUUUAAUCAAGACAAUGGCAAUCUGAAAAUAUUGGAAGUUGGCCUUGCAGAUGAUGCCGUGGUUCUGUGUACAGUAUUAGCAGUAUUCGGCAGUUACUCAAACAUGACAUAUCUUAAAGUUAAAAAAGCCAACUUUGCUGUUCAGACUGAUGGAAAACUUACGCCAGGAGAAGGAGAGAGUGCUACCUUGCCGUGCUCUGUGAUCGACAGCGGCACAACUGACAAGAGGAACUUCACCUUUGAGUGGUCACUCAACAACACCAUACUGCAGUCGUGCAAUCCAUCAAACGAGGUCUUUCAUUCCGACCAGAGGGAGAAGUACGCGCUUCAUCACGGCAAGACAAGCUGUAAUCUUACGAUUCUAAACUUGAACUUGAAGGACGAAGGAAGAUACCAAUGUGACGUCCAUGACUCCUUCUACAACCAGUCCAACUACAAUUCUACAACAAUUGGCUUCAGGAAUCAACCGGCAUCCAUCACAACAUUGCCAGCAACAACAGACUUGAAUGAAGGCCAAUCAACGAGUAUAAGCAGUUUGACGCUAAAAACGGGACCAGGGUCAGGAGCUACUUCGUUGGAUACCAUUGCUCGGAAAGACAUUAUUUUGAUCACAGCGGUGUUGUCAUCCGGACUUUUCCUGGUCGCAAUUAGCCUGAUGGUUGUCGCAUCCAGGCUUCGUAAAGAUCGUCAUUCUGCUGUCCAGAUCAACCAAACCAAUGAUGCGAACAGAGCUACUGUGGCCUUCAGACGAGCCCCUUUACCAGGAAGCAUUCGAUUUGGACCCAAUCUGUCAAGCAGAUUUGAAGUCCAAGAUGCAGAAACGGCUUAUGAAGAAGUCAGGGAGAUUGGCGAACAUUCAAUAUCGACAGCCGAUAAUCGCAACGUCAUAGCCCAUACAUAUGCCGAGGCGAGGCUGUCUUUGGCUGAAGGGGAAGAUGAAGCCCCAAGCCCGCCCCCACCGCCUCGUGGGAUUUUUAACCAACCACCUCAUUGGAUGUGGUAAUGAGCACUACGUCAGAGGCCCUUUUCGAAACCACGGCUUCGGCUUUGGAUUCGGCUCGUGCUAGCUUGGCCCUGCUUUGAUAAUUGUGCGUGCUUGAGUAUGCGCUCCUCUGAAGCCCUGAAGGGCUUCGGACGAGCCUAAGCAGUGGUUUCGAAAAGGGCCAUUAUAGUUGCUUACAGUGCGACAACAGGGACGUCUUUUUGCAUAACUCAUUUCUAAGUACUAGAAGACUAUCAUUUUUAAACCAGUGGUGGGUUUCACAAAGAAUUAAGACUAGUCUUAUCUCGAGUAAGGACGAGUUACUCGUCCUAACUUAAUAGGACUCGCCUUAAAGUUUUUAAUAUAUCCUUUAGUCCUAAGUUAGGACUACCCUUAACUCGAGUCGUAAAAUUCCUCCAAUAUUCUCCCAACAAAACUCUUCCCCGGAAACAACCACCCGGGUCUCCCUCUAUAAAAUUCCUCCCUGAAACAGUAUUUUGUAGAGUCAACAUUGGUACAUAUCGCCCAAGUCAAGUCAUAUUGUGCUCAUGGAUGUGUGUAUUCGUAUGGACUGCUUUAUUCGCAGUUCACAUGAUGUCCACAUAAAUAAAAUGAAAUAGAAACUAUUCAUAUUCAGUAAUAAUAUUCCUUAUCCUUGUCAAUAAUUAAUGCAUUAUCCAAAAUCAACAAAGAAAGUUGUACCGAAGUGAAUUCAUUCUCCUUUGCGUAAUGUGAACUUGCACUUUUGUUUGAUCCAGUUUAGAUCCAGUUGGUUUUAUAUACACGCAAACAAUUUGCUUAAAGGCACUGGACACUAUUGGUGAUUACUUAAAAUAGUUGUCAGCAUAAAUACUUACUUGG